CCUUAUUGGCGUAAUUAAAAAGGUUCAAAGAAAAAGACCUGAUCUUAAAGUGAUCAUUUCUUCUGCAACUAUGGACGCAGAACAGUUUUAUCGAUUCUUUAAUACAAACACAACAAGAGAUCCAAAGAAUGACACUGCAAAGAUUAUUUCAUUGGAAGGAAGAAUGUUUCCUGUCGAUAUUCUGUGACAUCUUGAUCUUCUUGACCGGUAGAGAAGAAAUUGAUAAAGUAGUGGAAGAGAUAUAUGAUCGCGGAAAGACUCUCCCUAAAAACAGUCUGUCUGUCAUGCCUCUUCCUCUUUAUGCUGGUCUUACAGUGGAAGAGCAACUACAGGUAUUCGAACCCACCCCAAAAUACACUAGAAAGGUGAUUGUAUCCACCAAUAUAGCUGAGGCAUCCGUCACAUUGGAUGGUGUUGUUUAUGUGAUUGAUACUGGUUUUGUUAAGCCUUGGUGGUUACUCCCAUCUCUAAGGCUUCAGCAUUACAAAGAGCAGGUCGUGCAGGUCGUGUGAAACCAGGCAAAGCAUUCAGACUCUAUACAGAAGAAACAUAUCAAUCAUUAAGAGACACCAGUAUUCCUGAAAUCCAAAGGAGUAAUU
Gilbertella persicaria is the source of this 599-nucleotide messenger RNA. RefSeq lists its product as uncharacterized. Gene Ontology annotation, cellular component: catalytic step 2 spliceosome; intracellular anatomical structure. The transcript is spliced from 6 exons. The coding region runs from base 129 to 512 and encodes 127 amino acids. NCBI's taxonomy places the organism in Eukaryota, Fungi, Mucoromycota, Mucoromycetes, Mucorales, Choanephoraceae. Gene Ontology annotation, molecular function: RNA binding. The record is from RefSeq and is a predicted model, not a curated record.